AUGCCGAAAAAGACGAAGGGAAAUGGCGAAAAACAAGAGCAGAGUAAAAAGAGAGGCCCAGAUUCUGCUGCUAAAGUUACGUUCGACGAAAAAGAGAAGAUAGUUUACUUGGCGCAGAUACAAGUCCUGACCCUGUUUCCACCGGUUGACUCUAUACUCUACUCUAUACUCGACUCUACACUCGACUCUACACUCGACUCUACACUCGACUCUAUACUCGACUCUACACUCGACUCUAUACUCGACUCUACACUCGACUCUAUACUCGACUCUACACUCGACUCUAUACUCGACUCUAUACUCGACUCUAUACUCGACUCUACACUCGACUCUAUACUCGACUCUACACUCGACUCUAUACUCGACUCUAUACUCGACUCUACACUCGACUCUAUACUCGACUCUACACUCGACUCUAUACUCGACUCUACACUCGACUCUAUACUCGACUCUAUACUCGACUCUACACUCGACUCUACACUCGACUCUACACUCGACUCUAUACUCGACUCUAUACUCGACUCUACACUCGACUCUAUACUCGACUCUACACUCGACUCUAUACUCGACUCUAUACUCGACUCUACACUCGACUCUACACUCGACUCUACACUCGACUCGGCUCAGCUCUGCUCUGCUAGAUUUGAGAAGCGAUGCUGCGACCUGGAGGCGCAGAAGAAGCAGCUGACCCAGAAGCUCGGCGCGGCGGAGCAGGAGAAGGCCGACAUGGUGGACUUCCUGACGAGGUCUCUGCUGGAGAAGGAGGAGGAGGCGGAGAGGCUGAGCGAGGAGCUGCAGAGGGUUCAGCAGGAGGCUCUGAGAGACGGAGACGACCGGCAGCAGCAGCACAGAGAACACGCAGAGCAGAUACAACACAGAGCAGACGCCGCGGAGGAGCAGAACAAAGCACUCGUGGAGAAGUUGAGCCGCGUGGAGCAGUUCUUGAAUGAAAGAGAGACGCUGAUGUCCGACUUGAGCGCUCUGAGGAACCGGCUCUCUCGUCAGGAAGAGGAGCAUCGAGUGGCCCUUCACGACCGAGACAUGCAGGCCCUGGUGGACAAGAGCACAUGGGAGAAGAAACUGAAGAGCCACACAGUCAGGAUGGAGGCAGAGGUGGAGCGUUUAGUGUCCCAGAGGCUCCCAGAGGCCACCAGCCGGACCCUGCAGCAGAACCAGGAGCUGAGGGGCCGCUUCAGCCAGCUCUCCCAGCACACGCAGGGGCUGGUGGAGGCCAACGCGGUCCUGAACCAGACCAAGACCCGGCUCCAGUUGGAUGUGGAAAACCUAGAGGAGAUGUUAAGAGAGGUGUCCCGCAAAAACUGCCUCCAGAAAAGAACGGUGGAGCAGCUGAAUGUGAAGUGUUCCGAGCUGCAGACAGAGCUUCAGGGCUGUAGGGGGCGCCACGACCAGCUGCACAGUCUGCAUUCACACAGCAUGGAGCAGAUGGAGACGCUCCGGCAGGACAAGGCCUCAGUUUUCACGCAGUGUAAUGAAAAGCAGGAUGACAUCUGUCGUCUGGAGGCGGAGCUACAGCAGGAGACGAGGAAGAGGAGCGAGAUGAAGAGCGUCAUUCAGAAAGGAUGCAUUAUACUUCAGGAGGUUUUGAUGGAAGUCUGCGUGGAAGAACCAGAAGUGCGUUUCCGUUGGAAGCCGCUGAUGGAAGAGCUGCUACAGAUCCUCAGAGCUGCUCUAUAG
Messenger RNA from Knipowitschia caucasica, 1695 nucleotides. The record is from the annotation of a GenBank genome assembly. NCBI's taxonomy places the organism in Eukaryota, Metazoa, Chordata, Actinopteri, Gobiiformes, Gobiidae.